Messenger RNA from Xenopus laevis (African clawed frog), 1834 nucleotides. RefSeq names its product E3 ubiquitin-protein ligase TRIM39. NCBI's taxonomy places the organism in Eukaryota, Metazoa, Chordata, Amphibia, Anura, Pipidae. The record is from RefSeq and is a predicted model, not a curated record.
UCACUCCCCACAGACUCUUCCGUUCCAAAAUCCCUUUCUCCCCCGCAGCCUUCCUGUUCCGCAAUCUCUCUCCCCGCUCUUUUGCCCAACCGUACAGUGUUCUCCCCAGCUUGUUCUCUCUCUCUAUCCUGUUCCUGACUUCCGGCACUUUGUGGAGGAACAGCGUUGGGAGCGCACACGCAGUGGCAAACUGGUUGCUUUUUCCCCUUUUUACACAGUGAUGGCGACUGCUGAUCUGAGAGACGAGCUGAGCUGCUCCAUCUGCCUGAGCAUUUAUACUGAUCCUGUAUCCCUGCCGUGUGGCCAUAACUUCUGCCGGGACUGUAUUGGGACAACAUGGGACACCCAGGAGGGAUCUGGGGCUUAUUCCUGCCCUGAAUGUAGAGCAGAGUAUCAGGAACGCCCUGCCCUGCUCAGGAACAGAACUCUGGGUAACAUAGCAAAGAGAUUCCGUCCAACUGAGACAGAGCCGGGGGAGACUGGGAUCUUCUGCACCUACUGUGUCCUCUCUCCUGUACCUGCUGCUAAAUCCUGUCUCCUGUGUGAGGCUUCUCUGUGUGAUACCCACCUGAGGGGGCACAGCAAGUCAGCAGAACAUGUACUGACCCAACCCACCGACUCCUUUAUGGGGAGAAAAUGUUCUGUACAUCACAAGGUUCUGGAGUAUUUCUGCUGUGAGGAGUCUGUCUGUGUCUGUGUAUAUUGCUGCAUGGCUGAGGAGCACAGGGGCCACAGGGUGGAGCUGCUGAGUGAGGCCUCUGAGAAGAAGAAAGAGAAACUGAGGAAAGUUCUGGAGAAACUGAGGCCAGAGAGAGAGGAGACUGAGAGAGGAGCCCAGAGACUGCAGGAGCGCAGGAGAGAAGUGGCAGAAAAAGCAGCCGGUGAGACAGAGAGAGUCACUGCCCUGUUUAGAGACAUCAGGGAACAGCUGGAAGCCCUAGAGAAGCGACUCCUGAGUGACAUCUCCAGCCAGAAAGAGAAGCUCUCACUCACACUCACUGAUCUGAUGGAGCAGCUGGAAAUAAAGAAGGACGAGCUGUCCAGGAAGAUCCGUCACAUUGAGGAGCUGUGCAACAUGGCAGAUCCACUCACUGUCCUACAGGAACGGGAAUCACAUGGAGCUGCAGAUAAUGAGGGGGGCAGAGAGAGACAUGAUAUAAAGGUCCCUGCUGUAGGGGAUCUGGAUGUGGAUCUGAUCUCAGAGACAUUACACAGGCUUAGCUGCCAUUGUGACUGGGGUAAAGGGAAGAGUGAUCCCUGGGCAGGAGGCUACAGACCUGUUACUGGAUAUAAACACGACUGGGAAUCAUUUAUCUGUAUCAGGGGCAGGAAAUCUGCUUCCUACUCACGUACAGACCAGCAUCACCCACAAACCCCAGAGAGAUUUCAGGUUUGGCCUCAGGUUUUAAGCACCAGGAGUUUCCACUUGGGCAGAUAUUACUGGGAAGUGGAGGUCAGUGAUUCAAGGAACUGGAUGGUAGGGGUGGCCUAUCCCAGUAUAGAGAGGGGAGGGGAUCAGUCGUGGAUUGGGACUAAUAACAAGUCCUGGUGUUUAUACAGAUGGGACAAUAAAUAUUCAGUGAGACAUGACAUGAAAGGCACACAGUUACCCCAAGUCUCUUCCUGCAGGAGAAUCAGGAUCUCACUGGACUAUGAGGCCGGACGUCUGUCCUUUUAUGAGCUGAGUGAACCAAUCAGACACUUACACACCUUCACUGCCACAUUCACUGAGCCCCUUCAUGCUGCAUUUGGGGUAGGGUGGGAUUUUGAUGAUGACAAUGAUGAUGAUGAUGAUAAUUCCUGGGUAAGAAUUAUUAGUUGUUGCUAUGGGUGA